Poecilia latipinna (sailfin molly) is the source of this 551-nucleotide messenger RNA. Its product is annotated as galactose-specific lectin nattectin-like. The annotation marks the transcript as partial. The record is from RefSeq and is a predicted model, not a curated record. Lineage: Eukaryota; Metazoa; Chordata; Actinopteri; Cyprinodontiformes; Poeciliidae. The transcript is spliced from 4 exons.
UGUUCAUCAUCAGGACUGUUUUGCAACAUUUGCCCUCUUGGUUGGACGUGGUUCCAGGACCGCUGUUACCUGUUUGUUGGUACUGAACUGGACUGGGCCGAGGCUGAGCAAUACUGCAUCAGCCAUGGUGGAAACCUGGCCUCCAUCCACAGCCAAGAGGAGUACGCUUUCAUCAGGAACUUCAUCUUCCAUGUAGCAGGAAACAACAGAAGGGCCUGGGUUGGAGGAUACGAUGCAGUAGAAGAAGGGACUUGGCAGUGGAGCGAUGGCUCCAGGAACGACUUCACCAUGUGGGGCUCCGGAGAACCAAACAACCUGAACACAGAGAACUGCAUGGAGAUCAACGUCAACGAACAAGACUGUGUCAGCGAUGUCGUGUGCGACAGGAAUAACGCCUUCAUCUGUAAAAGACAUCCGUAGCUGCGUCUCUGUUGGACUCCAAACGUCUCAUCCGCAUUUUUGAGCCCUAAUAAUGUAACUUUUUGGAGACAUUUCCUCCCACCUGAAUUUACUGCAGUUUAAACACAAAUAAACAUAUUAUCUUCUCAGCA